Oncorhynchus mykiss (rainbow trout) is the source of this 827-nucleotide messenger RNA. The record is from RefSeq and is a predicted model, not a curated record. NCBI's taxonomy places the organism in Eukaryota, Metazoa, Chordata, Actinopteri, Salmoniformes, Salmonidae.
CCGGUGCGGACAGAGGGAGUGCGUGGUCUGCACGUGGCACUCAAUGCAUCCUUGGCACUAUAGUCCAAGUUGGUCUAGUUUUAACGCGAAGAUUGAAGAGCGCACAUUGACCUAGACGCGCAAUACAGGGAGGCAGACAGCGAAAGGAGAAAUCAGUUGCGUCCUAGUGCGGCAGCGGGAUAUGGAUUUUUCCACCAGACAUUAGAGCGCAUCUCUAUCAAGAAGACGACUCUGAAGCUGUUGGUUGAAUGAGUGACUUUCUUCUGGCUGGUUCAAUACGUGACUUGCUCGGGAACGAAUCACGGAAAAGAACAACCGCCAAUGAUGAGAUAAAAUAACAAGUUUAUCUCGCAAAAUAAAUAACUGUAGUGAAAGAAUACGUGUGAUAGAUUGAGUACCGCAAAUACUGCCACUUGGUUUUAGUUGUCACUUCAAUGGAGAAAAUGUUUCUAGUCGGAGGGAGAUGUCUAACGAUAAUUAUCAUCGUUUUAGUACUUUUCGUUGUGUUGGUGAUGAGCUUUCCCAACAAACACCACCACAAACGCCACAAUGGUGUUUUUUUGUUGGCUCGUGAUCAGCCGCCCAUCAGUGGGGUCCAUCAUGGACCGGAGGCCCUGGAGCAGCAGAACCAGGUCCAGAACCUCCUCCCCCCUGUCACUGAGCACCGCCACAAGAGGAGGUGGUUCCACUCCCAGCACCGCUCCGUAGGGGUUCUGCCCCAGCCAGAGCCUGAGGAGAUCAAGCCCUUCGUUCUGGACCUGAAGAACUUCCCUGAGCUGGCCAACGCAGACAUCAGCUCGCAGAACCCCAACAUCCAGGUGUGGUGA